AUGGCAGGCAUAAUUAAAGCUGUUCAGAAGCACGUGAUCUCCCAAUUGUUCCGCGUCUUCAAUCAAAGGCCCCCAGAAGAGCCGGUGCUGCUGGCAGCACUAGACGGUCGCGGCGGCAGCAUCGGAGCAGCGACACUGCCGGUGCUCUCAUCCGAGUCCGGCACUGCUUCCCGCAGCUGCGCGGCCGCGCUGCCCAUGCGGCUGAUGCUCAGCGGCGUGGGAGCCGACGACGGCGCCUGGGGCACGGCGGGAAGGCCUGGGUCGCCGGCGCUGUUUUCCCACAUCGGCCUCGUCGGCCUCCCUGGCCCGGCGGAUCUUCUCGGCCGGAUCGACAAGAUCAUCAUCGCCGCUCCAGGCGUCCGGAUCGUCGUCAGGCAGACCCGGCAUGGCCAUGCGCUUCCAGAAGCGCAGCUCCUGGCGCUGGGCCCGAUCCUGCACCCGGCGCUCCCAGCGGCUGGGGUCCUCGUCGUAGCGUCGCCGGAAGUCGCGCAGCAUCGCGUUGGCCGUGCCGGCAUGUCGCUGCAGGUCCCAGAUCUGAUCACGCAGCCGGCUGUUCUCGGCACGCGCUUCGGCCAGCUGGUGCCGGUAGCUGCGGUGCCACGCCGCCACGUCCGCCACGUGCCGCUGCUUGUACGCGUGGAACUGCUUCAGCAUGUCUGCCAGAGUCGUCGCGUACUGUGCCGCCAGCGCCGCGUUGGCCUCCUUCGAGUGCUUGGCUGCCUCGAGCGCCUCCGACAGCACCGAGAUGGUCUCGUCGAGGUUGAGGUCCUGGUCUGUGACUUGUGCGUCAGCUUCCGUCUGCCUCGUCUGCCUCGUCCCUCCGUCCGCACUUCUCGCCACUCACUCUGCAGGUCCUCCACCGCCGCCGCAAUCAGCGACUCGUUGCCCACCUGCUGCGUCCUCGCUCGAUUCCGCACACGGCCCACUCCCGUCACCACGUCGUCCAACACCCGCUUGUUCUCCGCCAGCUGCCGGCUCAGCUCCUCCACCAUCGCGUGUAUGUAG
Grosmannia clavigera kw1407 is the source of this 1005-nucleotide messenger RNA. RefSeq lists its product as uncharacterized. The record is from RefSeq and is a predicted model, not a curated record. Bases 1 to 1005 code for a protein of 334 amino acids. NCBI's taxonomy places the organism in Eukaryota, Fungi, Ascomycota, Sordariomycetes, Ophiostomatales, Ophiostomataceae. The transcript has 4 exons.